UUGACUUGGCAAUUUCCACCUUCACAUAGACGCGGCAAAAUAAUCUCACGCAACUCAAGGGUAGCAUGGUAACAAAAAAAAUUUAGUUGUUUAUUUGUUGUGCGCGCUUGGCGACGUUCUAGCUGGGUACAGGGGGAAAGAAAAUAAAGAGCAACACAGCACGCAGGACGUGCCAACAUGUUGGGCAAAGACUCUAUUGCGACGCUUUGCCAACAGUCUCUGGCACAGGCACUGGUGCUGGUGAUAUUCCUCUCAGCUCCUGGCCUAUGCUACAAAAACGUGCGCCUCCAGGACAACCUGUGCUCGGACAAACUGAUUUACACACUCGCCAAACCCUUUCGCGGCGACCCCACGGUGAGGCUCGAUUUUGAGGACGAUUCGGCAGCCAUUGUUGCACAGACUUGGAAUCUCACACUGCCCCAUGGCCACUCGGCCAACAAGAUCAAAUACGAUUGCCAGUUCCGCGUGGUGACCAGCGACCGUCCGCCGCGCGGCAUCUACACAAUCAUCACCAGGCUCAAAUUCCGGCGGGAUCCAGUCUCAAAAGAGUGCAUCGACUACAUACAGUUUACUAGUGGCAAUCGCUCUCCCAGCGAGCGUAUAUGCCAUGAUAUCUCCAUCAACGGGCCGGCCGGGCGUCUAAUCUUCGAUCAGCGUGAUCGUGAAGUGAACGUGCACAUCUUCAUCGACAGAUCGCGGCACAUUCUAGGCGAUCAGUUGGAGCUGAGCAUGGUGCUGACGGCCCACUCCGAGUGCCAGUUUAACGGCGACUUCCUGUGCAAUCCCAACGACCAGUACUCAUGCAUAUCUCGGCACUUUGUGCGUGACAACGUCACCAACUGCUUGUAUCCGUGCCGCGAUGAGGGUACGUGUUUCCACGACGCCAUCGUGCCGGAGGAGAUAGACACAGCUAAUGUGGCCAUCUCGGCCAUAACGUCGCUCAUUUUCACCAUGCUCGGCGUGGGCUUCUGCGUGUGGAUUUGCUGGAAGUACUGGAACUGCAUCACGGUGCAGCAACGGGCACACGAGGCCUCAGCCGCUCGCUUCAACCAGCGACGCGUCCGGUCUGAUGUGCCCACCAUUGAGCUACCAACGGCUCCGGAAUACGAUGAUGUUGGACCACGUGAGCUGGAUCCCCAGCAGCAACCACCGCCAAUGACGCCCAAGGAUAUGCCACCCAGCUAUGAGUCGUUGUUCCCCGACAGAUAAAGCACCGUGGCACGUUGUUCCGAUUGCUCCGUUUUGUGCCAGAUCAGCAGCAACUUUGGAAUCACGCACUUGUUGUACUCGUAAUAGUCCAAUUAGGUAAAUGUCUCUCCUUAUGAACAAAUGUGUAUUCCAUGUAAAUAUGUUAGGACUGAUUUUACGUUUUCUGAUUAGCGUUAGCGUUUGCGCCCAGCAGUUUAGCGGUAAUGAAUAUCAAUCGACAUAACUCUCCCGAGAAUACUUCAUUGAGAAUACUUACUAUUGUACAUAUUUAAGUUUUAUGUUUUUUGUUCUAUUGUGAAACCGUUAAAGCUGCCUUUUAGUGAAGCCAAUCGAUCAAUGUCUCAAUGUAUUAGCCUGCACGUUGAGAACCCCAAACUCACUGAUGAAAUCUCACAGAAAUUACGAUGUUAAACGAAAUUAUAUCAAUUAUUUACCUAAGAAACCAUUAUUCUUAAGCAAAACCAACAUGUACUCGUCUCUGCAUUAGUUGGUGUAAAUCUUGUAAACGCCAGCCAUCAGCAGCACGCAUCCUGUCUGCGGGAUGGGCUCUGCGAGAAGAUGGUGGCGUCGGCAUUGCAUUCCAAAUAGUUGUACCUGUUUCUGUAUUGCAUAGAUGUUAUAUAUAUGUAUGAAUGCUACGCGCUUUUGUAGAGGUCUUUGUUAUGUGUCUGUGUACUGUGCCGGCGACACAAUUGUCAAUUGUUAAUCAGAGUAUCCCCUAUAAGUGCCGCGCCCAGCACACACCGACUCACAGAAGUAUAUGUACGUGUACUCAAAAUAUGCAGCAGAAGAGAGUUCGUGGUCAGUAGCUCCUAAGCCAAUACUCAUAUGUGUACACAAGAGAAUCGAGCACAGAAACUCACUCGAAUCCGUAUUACCGAUAAAUAAACCAACUAAAUCUCAACCAA
Messenger RNA from Drosophila persimilis, 2117 nucleotides. RefSeq lists its product as uncharacterized. The record is from RefSeq and is a predicted model, not a curated record. The transcript has 3 exons. The coding region runs from base 178 to 1209 and encodes 343 amino acids. Lineage: Eukaryota; Metazoa; Arthropoda; Insecta; Diptera; Drosophilidae.